GUGCCCUUGUUGUAGUGAUCAAUCCAGCUCCUAAUUUGAAGAUGCUUGGGUUAUUACAGGGUUUUGCAGCUGGUUUGAUGCUUAGUAUUUCCUUCUUUGACCUUGCUCAUAAUGCUCUCAACUCACUUGGCUUCCUCAAAGGGAAUCUCUGGUUUUUUGCUGGCGUAGUAUUCUUUGGUGUUGUUGCCAAUUUUAUCCCUGAGCCGACACUUGCUCCCACUUCCAGUGACAAGAGUAGAAAGAAAAAUGGGGAUGGAGGAGGCAAAGAUAUCAUGAAAAAGCAUCGCCGCCAAGUUUUAUUCAGUGGAAUUAUUACCGCAGUAGGUAUAAGUUUGCACAAUUUUCCAGAGGGAAUGGCAGUGUUCCUUGGUUCAAUUAAGGGCCUUCGUGUUGGCCUCAACUUGGCAUUGGCCAUUGCUCUGCACAAUAUCCCAGAGGGUGUUGCUGUUGCACUUCCUGUUUAUUUUGCUACAGAAAGUAAAUGGCAGGCAUUCAAAUUGGCAUCACUUUCUGGAUUUGCUGAACCCUUGGGUGUUAUUAUUGUAGCCUAUCUAUUCCCUAGCAGCUUAGAUCCUGAGAUUUUGGAGGGUUUGCUUGGAUCAGUUGGUGGAGUUAUGGCCUUUCUGACCCUUCAUGAAAUGCUGCCAUUGGCUUUCGAUUAUGCGGGACAGAAGCAAUCUGUUAAAGCUGUCUUCUUUGGGAUGGCUUUUAUGUCUGCAAGCCUAUAUUUUCUAAGUAUCAGCUUGCCAGAGGACAUGAGCUUGUAGCUGUGAAGGAACAAUCUUAGAUUCUUUUUCUGAAUGUGAUGAAUCGAUUUCAAAGUAUUAAUGUGGUGUGGCGUCUUGCUGAUUCUGUCACCAGUGGCAUGGCAGCAAUAUUCCUUCACCGCUGAGUAUCUCAGUGACAAUAAUGCACAACCAUCAACCAUACCUAACCUAUGACUAUAGGUUUCCAGUGUAGAACGAAUGUACAGAGAAAAAAAUAUAUAUAUAAAGAAUAAGAAUAUUCUGUCUUUAUUCUUUAACCGAAUUCCUGUGCUACUGUCUCGUCAAUUAAAAGUCUGCAGACGUUAAAUUGCACAAUUUGCUGAUUAUGUAUCAUGUUUGGUUAUUUGUGGCAUUGGGGUGUCACAAACAUCAUAUACCAUUUCCAAAACUAUGUUGCAUAUCAAAAUACUAAGUGGUACCUAUGCUUAACAUCUUA
Molecule: messenger RNA, 1203 nt
Organism: Arachis ipaensis
Lineage: Eukaryota; Viridiplantae; Streptophyta; Magnoliopsida; Fabales; Fabaceae
Source: RefSeq, a predicted model, not a curated record